Messenger RNA from Spodoptera exigua (beet armyworm), 280 nucleotides. The record is from the annotation of a GenBank genome assembly. NCBI's taxonomy places the organism in Eukaryota, Metazoa, Arthropoda, Insecta, Lepidoptera, Noctuidae.
AAAGAGGUAACAGAGUAGCAGAAUCUAUCACAAGUAAAUCAUAACAGCAACAACAACAAUGAAACUGACAAUGGUGUUCGUAAUGCUGAUGGCGGUGCUCGCGCUAUUCGCAGGUGGUGUCAGUUCGGCUCCAAACCCAGACCCUAAGGUCAAUUUUCAAGCGCUGAAGAAAGUAGGAAAGACAGUUAAAAAAGUCUUUGGAGCAGCGAGUGCAGCGGCAACAGCCCACGAGUUGUAUCAAUCAGCCAAAAACAGGGGACAGCAGGGGUAGUGAUGGUGG